Molecule: messenger RNA, 822 nt
Organism: Pediculus humanus corporis (human body louse)
Lineage: Eukaryota; Metazoa; Arthropoda; Insecta; Psocodea; Pediculidae
Product: heterogeneous nuclear ribonucleoprotein L, putative
Exons: 4
Coding region: 1-822 (273 amino acids)
Biological process (GO): regulation of RNA splicing
Cellular component (GO): nucleus
Molecular function (GO): mRNA binding
Source: RefSeq, a predicted model, not a curated record
AUGACACCUUCCAUGAAUUUUCGUCAUAAUCCAGGUUUUCAAGGGAGUCCGGCUUUAUUGAGCACUUCCGGAGCUCUCGGAGUCACGACGGGUCCCGUCAUGAUGGUCUACGGUCUCGACACGAAAAAACUCAACUGCGACAAAUUGUUUAAUUUAUUUUGCCUCUAUGGAAAUAUCGCGAGGAUAAAAUUUUUAAAAACGAAAGAAGGUGCGGCCAUGAUACAAAUGGGUGAUGGUUCGGCCGUGGAAAGAUGCGUUCAACAUUUGAACAACGCUCCAAUGUUCGAUUCGAAAAAUCGUUUGCAGUUGGGUUUUUCAAAGCAGCCAUUUUUAAGUGACGUAACAAAUCCGUUCGUGUUACCGGACGGAAGUCCAUCUUUCAAAGAUUUCAUUCGUAACAAAUACAAUAGAUUUGCUAAUCUUGCUAUGUCUCUUAAAAAUAGGAUUCAAUCACCUUCGAGAAUUCUUCAUUUUUUCAACACGCCUCCGUCGCUCACGGAAAAAAUGCUUUUGGAUUUAUUCGAAGAAAAGAAAAUAGUACCUCCGUUGACGAUAAAAAUAUUUCCAAUGAAAAGCGAAAGAAGUUCUUCUGGUCUCAUUGAAUUUGAAGACAUCGAAGGUGCUAUAGAAGCUCUAGUGGUUCUCAAUCACGCUCCAAUAGAAAAUCCAAACGGUAAAUUUCCAUACACUAUGAAAUUAUGUUUUUCCUCGUCGCGACAAGUGAACGUGAACGGUACGACAAGAGUAGUUCAAAACAACGGUAAUAAUAAUAAUAAUAAUAAUAAUAAUAAUGAUAAUAAUAACGGACAACAGAGUACUUAA